Molecule: messenger RNA, 2236 nt
Organism: Caenorhabditis auriculariae
Lineage: Eukaryota; Metazoa; Nematoda; Chromadorea; Rhabditida; Rhabditidae
Source: the annotation of a GenBank genome assembly
AUGAUCACUGAUUGGAGAUCCUACUACAACUUUCUUAAAGAUGUAAGAGUUGUUUGUCAACAGUAGAUCUAAUAUAUUAUGAUGAUUGAACUUUUUUUUGCGAAAAAAGUAACUGAAAAGCUCCGAAAAUGUUUUCGUGAGAAUUUCUGGAUUCAGAGACGGAUGAAACAAAAAAAAGGAGUCCAUUCACCGCGACUUGAAACAGUCUGAUCUCUCUGCGCCCUCUUUUCUCUCAGAGACGUUCAUUUUCUCGUGCUGUUUACGAAAUUCGCAAUUCAAACCCAAACAUGAAUAGUCCAAAUUUGAAACUUUCUCUUCACCCUCUUUUCCCUUGUCGACUCUCUCGUUUUUACGUGCUCUCUUCUUGUUUUAUGACCUUAGCGAUGAGAAAAAAGAGCGCAAACAUAUCAGACUGUUUCUAGCGAGAAAAAAUGACUGCACAAAUACAGCCUACAGUGCUCUUUGAGUCUCAUGAAAAUGUAAUUUCGCCCACUUUUAUUCACCUUUUUUGGUGAAAAAAAUUUUUCGGCUAUCUUGAAUUUUCCAUUUUAUUACUUUAUUUGUUUGAAAAUUAAAAGAUCUUAUAAAUGAGUAAUAAAAAAAGGCGUGUCUUCGACCGGCAAAUGUUUCAAAACAACUCGCAAAAAUUCUCCAGUUUUUUGACCCCUAUAGGGUCCACUAGAGCUUUAGGGGCUAGGGGGUCAGACCCUAAACCCCUAGAGGGACCACUUUUCCGGCCCCUAUAACUUCCUUUUUUCGGGUCUCAGGAGGAAGAGCCGAUUUUAAACGUUAUUUUAAGCCUAGUCACUCUUUGAAGCUUCUCAAAAAGGGUUCUCGAACUUCGAGAAUCGGUCAAGAAUCAAUAAAAAGUAAUUUUUUCGUGAUUUCAGGUGGAGUCUCCUCAAACGGAGGUGAAAAAAGAUGUGAAUACGGCGGAGGAAGACAAGGAGAAUAGUCCGAAAAAGGGUAGCAACCACAAAACCGGUGGCAUCGACAUGACCCAGGUCAUUUCCUCGUUUUUCGCUGUCUGCACUCUCUCUUCCCUCAUAGGAGAAAGUUGCCGGGGGACAAGAGGGCGCAGAGAAAUCAGACAGUUCCAAGCUUCCAACACUAGGAAAAUGUUUGGUGGCCACUAUGGGGUUUCGACGUUUUAGUGGCCACUGUAGAGGUCUAAGUUCUACCACUCGACCACUAAACGUUUUAGUGGCCACUUUAGGCGGCCAAUGGAUCAACAUAACUGGUCCAAUCUGUUUGGUUUAAAAUUAUCAGAGUUACUGGAAGGAAUACUAGAUGAAAAACUACUGAAAUGGCCACUAAAACGGAAAAUAGAGAGUUGCCGAAUGAUUAGAGGGCGCAGAGAAAUCAGACUGUUCCAAGUUCCAAGCUCCCAUCAACUGGAGAGUGGAAACUCAACUGUGAUUGCUUUAAAAUGGGCUAACAUGAGCAAUAAUCAACCACAAUGAGUAUAACCUCGAAAAUGUAUUGUUAACACAAAACUGUAUCAUUUUUUUAUCAAAAAGUUUUUUUUUGCUGUCUGCGCUCUCUUUUCCUUUCUGCUCAUAGGAGAGAGUUGCCGAAUGAUGAGAGGGCGCAGAGAAAUCAGACUGUUCCAAGUUCCAAGCUCCUAACAACUGGAGAGUGGAAACACACCUGUGAUUGAUUGCCUCAAAAUGGGCUAACAUGAGCAAUAAUUGGCCACACCGAUUCGCCAAUAACCUCGAAAACGAAUUGGUAGCAAAAAAGCUGUAUCUUCAUUUUUUUUUUAUCAAAAAAAUUUUUCAGGCCUCCAAAGAAAUGGACGAUGAAGCUAGAACCGCGCAGGAGGUGCUUUUUUUUCUUAUAAAAAUAUUUUCAAUUAAAAUUUCAGAAAAAGGGGUCCAAAGGGUCGGCGGAGCGUUCAGUGGUUGGAUUUAUAAGUUUGAAAAUUUGAGGGCUUUUCCUUUUGUUUAAAUCAAUAUUUGAAAAAAAAAAAUUCCUUUCUAAUUUUUUUGCCCAAACGAUUUUUUUUUUUUCAGGAACUCAAUCAGUCGGUACACAUCCAGAACUACUCGGUCAGAAAGAGUUUUCCGCUGUUCCGCUGCGCGCCUUUGCGAACCUUGGUCGCGCUUUCAAUUUUUUUUUUCUGUCACUAAGGUACUCUACUGUCAUGUGCAAGAACAAUCAAUUGAAAGAGUACCUAGAUUCGAAAGACGCUUCGCGAACGCACGCAGCGGAACAACGGAAUGUCGUUCGGUGA